Marchantia polymorpha subsp. ruderalis is the source of this 2489-nucleotide messenger RNA. NCBI's taxonomy places the organism in Eukaryota, Viridiplantae, Streptophyta, Marchantiopsida, Marchantiales, Marchantiaceae. The record is from the annotation of a GenBank genome assembly.
UCAAAAGCUUCGCAGGGAGUGCGAGUGGUGGGGUCGUCUCGUCGUCUUCGUCGAGCCACACACUUCACGCACCGUCGUCCUGUCUGAGGGCGACUCCUCCCGCGCACCCGUCCCUUCCUUUCCAGCCUUCGGUCGCAUGUCGGGGAUUCAAAUUUUGUCUGAUUCGCGUGACGAUGCUCGCAAUUGCGUUCCCUAGUCCCAUUGCACGGACGAUCGCCCGCGAGGACCCGGCGAUGACAGUUCGGAUUGUCCAAGUCUGAUCUUCUCCUCCCCCGCCAACUACCGUACUGGAAAAUGAGGCACUUCUCUGCACCUGCUCGAGUGGAGAAUCAUCGAUCGACUCAAGUCUCGUGUCCGAGGGCCUGACGCAGUCGGACCUCCUCGUUCGAACUGUUCGGUCGUCGCCACGGGCCUCUGCUCCGGCUCUCCUCCUCUCGUCGCCGGCUGCCUCCACGUUCCCAGACGACCAGUUGGAUUUCCGAUUUCCACUGGCACCGACUGAACCGUCGUUCGAGUGACGAAGUGGAGCACUCUGGGUUGUGUAGUGUCGGGAUUCUCCGAUUUUUGGUGGUGGACCGAAGUUCAUUGAGCGUUUGUUGGUCUCUCUUCGAGGUUUCGCGGCGUCGAUCGAGCUCAUUACAGACUUCGCAGGUCCGCGUCGCAGGUCAGGCGGUGGAUGUGAGAAUCUGCUAAAAUGCACGUAAAGCCAGCGGACAGGGACGCAGCUUCGGCUGGAGCCUCCCACUCAGGCCGACAACUGAAGGAACCGUCAUCACUGAGGAAGGUGCGCCUCGGCGGAGGUGCUGCGCGGGUCCCCGCAAGCAACCAAACAAUCGAUUCUCCUCUUCGAACUUUGGUGUCCGCCAUCGGUCAGAGCCUCGGCGCCAGGACGCCGCUCCGAAAGCAGAAUGGCUCAAGCUCCGCUGCGGCAGCAGCGAAGAAUGAGCCUGCGUCCUGUUCAACUCCGGUCAGCAGCACGAGGAGGAUGGCGAACAACGCAGCAUCGUCGUCGUCACAAACACCAGUCAGGCACACGACAUCGGCGAGGGUCACAAUCACAGCUUCCACGCCGAGAAAGAGCUCUCUCUCCUCCUCCUCUUCAGCCACCUCGUCCUCAUCCGUUUCCUCCUCCACGCCCUUGAAGAAGCAUCCCGUUUCAGCUGCGUCCUCACAAACUCCUAUAUCCAAAAAGUCCUCUGCCUCCAGCUCCUUCGGAUCCGCCACGAGGAGCUCCAACAACCCAACCACUCCAAUUGCCAGAAGAGGCACCACCAUGCCUCCCAGAACACCCACAGCCGCAGCCGCCAGGACUCAGAACAAUCCCACCACUCCAGUUUCCAAGUACACAUCCAUUCCUACUCCCGCUAAGAAGCAAGCUGGUGGGAUGACAACUCCGAUCUCGAAGCAGCCCACCACCCCGUAUCUGAAGGACAGGAGGCAGAAGAAUCCCACUUCCAAUUCCCCGAUUUCGAAGCAGAACACCGUGCCCCCCACCACGCCGGUGAAUGGAUUCAGCAACUCGCGCACUCCUCUGAACACGCACGGCUCGAACAUUCCGUUCUACACCCCGAAGUCCACUCUGCCGAACAAGUCGAGCCUUCCGAGUCCUCUCCAGCCCCGGGACACGAACAUCCCCGAGUCCUCCAGACGGCUGCACUUCGGCAUCAACCUGAGCGCCAUGGCCGAGCAGGAGAAUCUGGGUAUGUGCACUCCCAGGUCCCAUUCUUCGGCGAUGGCAGAUGCCACGUACUCCUUCGACAAGAACAGGCUUGCACAGAUCAAGGCCAGAAGGAAUGCCUUUCAAAAGCUGCUGACAUCUCCUGCCCAACGAGUGAGAAUGCCCGAGACUUCUUCACAGCCCGCUCAUACUCCUCGCAGGCAUCACGUUGGGGACGAGAAUGACCCCAACGCUGAUCUUAGUGGGUCGGAUUUGAGUGUGAGCCACAGUCCUACUCGGAGAAGAGUGGCCAAUUCACUUUUUUGAACUGUCCAUUUCAUCCCGAAUCUCAUGCACCUGUCCACAAACGACUGUAAUUGGACCCCAUCUUCGACCAGUCAGUGAAGCUUGCCGAUUCAUUCAAUUUUCGGACGCUUUUCCUGUCUUGCUUCUCAGACCAGACCAUUGCUCAUGACAUCUCGACAAGAGUGAUGUACGAUUCUUCCUGUUUCAUCACUGAUCUUAAGAACAUUUCCUCGUAGACAUACUGUUUUCACAUGAUGAAACGUUGUAUAGAGAAGACGUAUCACAGCGGGCAAGGUAGUUUUUUGGGGUCCAGAAGUCUGCUUGGUUUUUCUAACAGGGGAUGUCAACCCCGAUGUCGGCCAUUCGCCGACACCUUAUUGUAUCCCUGUUGCUACAUUCUGCAUGUUUCCUGUACUUAUGGAGUGGUCUUGCACAAUUCUCUUACGUCAUCUGCGGAUUCACGUUUUUUUUAAUAUGCACAGCACUACCGACCCGAAACUCUGUGUAAAAGAGGCGUUGAUCCAAG